AUGUCUGCAUCACGCUUUUCUCCUUACGCAACCCCUGGGUACAUGUUUUUGGAUGAUAUGGCGUGUGAGUAUUGGCCUACAAGAAGCACCGCUCUUUCAACGCUCUCCUCGCCCGACUUGGUAAACGUUGAAGAGCCGGCAACAGUUAGGGACAUUCAAAUGACCCUCCCGAGCAUGGGACGUGCCCAAAACUUCGAAAAGCUGAGCAGCUUUGUGCGAGACGCUUUCAACGCAUGGAAAGAGGGACACUCUCUGCAACAUCCUCCUUCUCUUUUCGUCUGCGGCGCCCCAGGUACAGGUAAAACUUAUUUCUGCAGAAUGGGGAUCCUGGGCUUCCUCAACAAAGAUGGCCACAUGGGUAAUGGUGAUCCAUUUAACAUGGCAUGUGCCAUCAGUGCCCAAAAGCAACUCCACUUGGAGUUAUCGUUCAGCGACGGACUAGUUGGUGGAGAAACGGCGAAUCCAAGCAAGUCGCUCGGUUUCCGAAUCAUUUACGAAAUGUUCAAGGACCUCGCCAACUUCCGGCGGCGGUAUCCAACGUCCCACGAGUUUCUAUCGGCUUUUAUGUCUGGCCCGACCUCCUCUGCGCAUGUCGUUACAUUGUCCGAUGUCGGAACCUUCUUGAAGACACGACUGUCCCUGCCGGAAGGUCCUACGAUCUUAUUCGUUCAUCUUGAUGAAAUAGAACGAAUAUUGCAACGACCUGAUAAGAAGGAGGGUGUUGUCUAUCUUCAGAGCAUCGCUGAGGCUUUCGAUGCGGUCAAUCUAGAGCAGUACGAUGUUUUCUUUUGCCCUUUAUUCUCAGGGACCGGGUCGACUCCCAUCGUGGAGGCUCUCAAAGCUCGGGGCCACUACCGCGGCGGCGCUUUCGUCAUCGACCUCGACUUGAUCACUCCGAAGGAAUAUUGCCAGGGGCUCAGCGACUUUUUAUCGAUGCAGAUAGGGUAUGGUUCUAAACCUCCUCCGUUCAAGGCUUCGGAGAUUUCCAAAGGCGUACAGGGAACUUUGAUGGACAUCGAAGGCGUCCCGAAGUUAUUCAUUGCACUUCUUCAUGUGCUAUCAUACCUCAAAGGACCGCAGUCUAUUAGCCCCUCGAGUGGCCAGUUUCUGGAUUGGCCAAUCGACCGCCAGCGGAUUAGAGAAGCCGUAAAAGACCCAUCUCUCUCUACAAGCACAAUCCUCAAAGCCCUUUAUACAUGCAUCACUGGAUUCGAAUAUCCUUCCCUCUUGGAUCGCAAAUUUGGUGUUACGCCAUUACCGACAUUCCCAUCCGGCGCUACGAAUGGCUCGACAUUCGAAAUGAAGAUUCCCCGACCUUUUCUGAUCUGGAUCCCAUUCGAGCACCGCGUCACCUUCCCAUUUAUCCUUCUUAAGAGCAUUCUCCCGAGGGAACACCUAAACAUCGUACCGACCGAAGAGACCGGCCCUCUAUACUGGCGAGAGAUUGCAGACUUCGACGGGACCUGGCUGUUAUGCAGGCUGAAGGCUUUCAAGGACUUGCGUAGGACCAGUCAGCCGCUUCAGGAUUUUUUGCCUAUGGAUGCUUCGUGUCGACAAGCACAUAGGCUCAUCAAUCUAAGCGGGCCCAUCGACGAUUCCCUCGAACGGCUCGAAACUAAGCCGCAUGAUAUGGUCAGCAGGUGUCGUCGACUCGGAAAGAUAGGAUGUUUUGGAUGGAAGAAUGUUCUCGGUGCGGGAGGCUGGGAUUGGGCAUUGAGCUUACCUUUGGUCGAUGCUGGUCGGCUGCUCCUCGUGGGUGAGAGGAUGGAAGGGAGUCUUCAUCCAUCGCGCAUCGAAGCAGAGCUCAAAACGGUUACUGCGACAUGGUUCCGGACUGGAAUGAGAGUAGGUCAUUUCGUUGUGCUGACUGACGGAGUGUUUGAAGGGACGCUUUCUGCUAAUGUCAAGAAGAUGACUAGCAUUGUGGAUCGUACAACGAUGGAUAAGUUCUUUGGGAAAAUAAUGGCUGCCAGACUACGAGCGGCUUCUGAGUUGCGAGCAUUUGUAUAG
Messenger RNA from Desarmillaria tabescens, 2010 nucleotides. RefSeq lists its product as uncharacterized. Bases 1 to 2010 code for a protein of 669 amino acids. NCBI's taxonomy places the organism in Eukaryota, Fungi, Basidiomycota, Agaricomycetes, Agaricales, Physalacriaceae. The record is from RefSeq and is a predicted model, not a curated record. The transcript has 4 exons.